AUGCAUUCUGAAUUAUCUUACUCGAAAGAAUACGAUCUGAUCGUAGACCAGGGCCAUGGCCUCGGUCAACUCUUCGAAGCCAAAGCAAAGGAAUUUCCAAAUGCCGUGGCGGUGCUCGACGAUAAAAUUACAAUCACCUACGAAGAGCUGCACCUUCAUGCGCUACAAAUCUCCCACCAACUGUUCAAAAACAACCUAGGACUCGAGGAACCUGUUGGUAUAAUUGUGCAGCAUGGCUGGGCAGAUAUUGUGGCCCAAAUGGCCAUCAUUUACGCUGGAGGAAGCUGUGCACCGAUGGACCCAACAUUACCAGACGCACAGAUCCAGGGUCGUCUAGAGAAUCUUGGCACCCGAUACACAUUGGUUGACCGGGCGAACAUGAGCCGAGAAAUUCAUUUCGAACAAAUCAACUUGGAGGAUGGUUCAAUUUUGACACCCGAAGAUGCCUCGAUGGUAGUUAAAGACGUCCCGGUCAUCACGACACUGGAGCACCGAACACACCUGAUUCACACAUCAGGUACGACAAGCGAGCCAAAGGCGGUUCAAAUUGCUGCUCGCUCAAUUUUACAGGUUGUUUAUCAUGCACCCUUUGAGCCCGUCGAUUCCACGGAUACCGUUGCCCAUGUUAAUAACACGAGUUUUGAUGUGUCAUUAUUUGACAUAUGGGUUCCUCUCUUGCGUGGAGCUCGGAUUGCUGUCUUGAGCAAGCUAGUCUUGCUAGAUCUUCCGGCAAUGGCGGCAACAAUCAAGGAGAAGGAUAUCACAAUCAUGGCCACGACAACCGCCCUCUUGAAUCUCGCGGCUUCGACAUAUCCGCGUGCAUUUUCGCAACUGAAGAUAUGUGUCAUCGGAGGAGAAGCCGCGAAUGUAGCUGCUAUUGAGACGGUGUUAAAACAAGGUCCGCCGCAAAAUCUGAUUAAUGCGUACGGGCCAACAGAAUGUUGCAUCUUUUGUCUCGUUCAUAAAGUGACGCCAGAGGAUGUACAAAUCGGCACUGUGAGCAUUGGUAAGCCAAUUGGCAGAACCGUUGCUCACAUUGUUGAUGCGAUUGGAACACCUGUUUUGGAUGGAGAAGAAGGGGAGCUGUGGAUUGGUGGACCUGGCGUAUCUCCUGGAUACGUUAAUCAGCCCGAAAAGAAUGAUUCUGCUUUCGUCUACUUGCCGCACGAGAAGAAAACCCAAAAGUUCUAUCGCACUGGAGACAGAGUCAAAAGGCGCCCCGAUGGGCAAAUCGAUUAUAUAGGACGACUGGAUCAUCAAGUCAAGGUACGCGGGUAUCGUAUUGAGCUCGAGGCUGUUGAAACCGCAAUGCUCCAGACUGGGCAGUUCUCCGAGGCUGUGGCAUUGAAGGUCGAAGCAGGUAGCGAUGCAGGAUCCAUUCUUGUUGCAUUUGCUGUGGCAGGUCCAGAUAAGCCUUUCGUAAUGGCCAGUGCCAUUGAUUCAUUGAAAACAAUGCUUCCUGACUAUAUGGUCCCACAAAUCGAGUUGAUACCGAAGAUGCCCCUCAACAGUCACGCGAAGAUUGACCGCAAAAGUCUGACCAGCAUGUACCGGGAGCGAUGGUCAGAUUCCAACACUAUUUUGAUCAAAAGAGUCAACACCGGAAGUACCCAGGAGCAACUGGCAAACCUCUGGGUAGAUGUCCUUGGGCUUUCAUCUCUGCCGGAAGAUCCCAAUGCCGACUUUUUCGAACUUGGGGCGACAUCCCUCCAAGCAUCGCUUCUCAUCAGCCACAUCCGAAAGGACCUAGGAGCAGAUGUUUCGCUUCUCACACUCUACGACAACUCCAACCUCACCGGUCUAGCAUCAACCAUUGACAGGUCGCGAAAUAGCAUUGCCGAAACUGUUCGUCACGAGCAGAAUACCUGGAUUCAAGACACCUAUAUCGCGGACGACCUCGCUCCUCCAUUAGGACCGGUCAUUGACUGGCGCCGAGAUACAGAGGGACGUGUUUUUUUCACAGGAGGCACUGGCUUUGUGGGCGCGUUUCUUCUGGCCGACCUCCUUCGCACUUGGGAAGUUCAUCAAGUGGGAUGCUUAGUACGUGCUGCGAAUCCCUCAAUAGGCCUCGAGCGUAUCAAGCAGGCGAUGGGAAAAUACGGCCAGUGGGAGGAGCGCUUUACCGAUAAGUUGCUGAUCCUCUGUGGAACGUUAGAAGAUGUUUACCUAGGUCUCGGGUAUGAGCGUUUCCAAGAAAUUGCCGGCUGGUCAAGCGUUGUUUUCCACCUCGGCGCCAGAGUCAACUACACUCAGCCAUACUCUCUUCACCGGCCUGCCAACGUCAUCGGCACGAGAAACAUUCUGCGAUUCGCAUGUGCCGGUGGUCGCACUAAGGCAAUUCACUAUGUCUCCAGUAUCUCCUGCUUUGGUCCAACUGGUUUCGUGACAGGGACCAAGUUGAUCACUGAGGAUGAGCCCCUUCUCAAGCAUGUUGAGGCACUUCCCUAUGACCACGGGUAUGCCCAAUCUCAAUGGGUCGCCGAAACAUUGUUAAGACGCGUGAUGGACCGCAAUUUUCCCAUUGCCAUAUACCGCCCUGGUUUUAUCACAGGACACAGUCAAACAGGAGCUUGCAACCCGGAUGACUUUUUCAGUCGCCUGAUUCACUCCUGUGCUGAGAUGGGCUCUUACCCUCUGCUCCCAAAUCAAAGGAAAGAAUUUGUCCCGGUUGACUAUGUCAACGCAGCAAUUCUGCGCAUCGCCUCGUCUACAGCAUCUUCUUCGCUGGGCCAUGCCUACCACAUUGUUCCACCGAAUCGCAAGUCGUCCAUCGACAUGAAUGAGACAAUGGAUCUCGUUGGAUCUGCAUCUGGAGCCACCAUUAGAGGGCUUCCUUAUCAAGAAUGGAUAAAACUUCUGGAUGACAAAUCUCCAUACAGACUGCAGCCCCUUCAACCCAUGCUCGCUGAAAAGGUGCAUGAAGGGCUGACUCGAUGGGAGCUAUAUGAAAACAUGCCUGCGUAUGACACCACAAACACAGAUCGUAUGUUGAAUAUUUCAGGCGGUCUUGAUUUCCCCGUCCUCGACCGAGGGCUUAUGGACAAGUAUCUGUCAUACCUAGCAGGAUUUUAG
Messenger RNA from Penicillium pulvis, 3072 nucleotides. RefSeq names its product non-ribosomal peptide synthetase. Gene Ontology annotation, molecular function: phosphopantetheine binding. The transcript has a single exon. Bases 1 to 3072 code for a protein of 1023 amino acids. NCBI's taxonomy places the organism in Eukaryota, Fungi, Ascomycota, Eurotiomycetes, Eurotiales, Aspergillaceae. The record is from RefSeq and is a predicted model, not a curated record.